UUCGACAGCUACAUCCCAGAAUAUGCAUAUUUUCGAAAUUCCACCAACAAAUUAUUCCGGUUGGGACCGGUACAUUUCGAAAAUAAAACAUAAAGAACAAAGCUGACAACUUAUAUGCACAUAUUAAUUACGAAUAUCGUAUCAAUUCGUUUCUCUAUUAAACAGUCGACCCUCAUUUGUAUUAAAACUUCUGUGUUCAGUAAGAAAGGGAGAAUAAUCGGCGGUCAAAAUACAGAUACAACGGAUUUUCCCUAUCAAGCAUUAUUAAAGCGUAUUUCGAACGAUCAAUUAAUAUGUGGUGCUGCUAUUAUCAGUCAUUUUCAUAUUAUAACAACGGCCCACUGUGUCGAUAAGAAUAUUGAUUCACACGACAAUAUAAAAAUCAUUGUAGGUAAUUUCAAUUCAUCGAGCUAUACAGGAAUCACAUAUUAUCCGAAUAAAAUUUUCAUUCAUACCGAGUACACGGGAAAUUUAAACCCAUUUAAUACAAUUCAAAAUGACAUCGCUAUUAUUCAGAUAAAGGGUUAUAUGGAGUUCAGCAAAUUUAUAUCAAAAAUAAAACUUGCAACUGAAAAUAUUAUUGACGGUAAUAUCGGUGUAUUUGUCGGCUGGGGAUCAACAUAUUUUCCAAAUAUCGUACAUAGUGUUUUUCUUCAAAAGAUAUGGGUAACCAUUAUUAAUAAUAAAAAAUGUCAAGAUGUAUAUCCAGGAAUUUACGCGGAUCAAUUUUGCGGAAUCCAACAUCGAGGAAUUGGUCCUUGUUUCGGUGAUGGCGGGGGUCCAUUAAUAAGUGUUGGAAAACUCGUUGGUUUGAUUUCAUUAAGUAAUCCAUGUGCUGAAGGUAUACCAGAUGUAUAUACAAGCAUAUAUUAUCAUCUUAAAUUUAUUAAAUUUAUAUUGUAUAACGUAGGACAAUCUGAUUAAUUAUUAAUUUUUACAUUUUCUAUUUAUUCAAAUCAAGCAAAUUUAAUGAACCGUGGUAAUAUAACAUCGGUUCAACAUGAUUUAUGAUUAAUUUUAACAUUUAAAUGUAAUUUUUAUCA
Messenger RNA from Ceratosolen solmsi marchali, 1043 nucleotides. RefSeq names its product chymotrypsin-1-like. Bases 115 to 924 code for a protein of 269 amino acids. NCBI's taxonomy places the organism in Eukaryota, Metazoa, Arthropoda, Insecta, Hymenoptera, Agaonidae. The transcript has 4 exons. Gene Ontology annotation, biological process: proteolysis. Gene Ontology annotation, molecular function: serine-type endopeptidase activity. The record is from RefSeq and is a predicted model, not a curated record.